CACAUAGGCACAUACAGCAUACGUGUAAUUCCCACAUCAAUUUUGUUCCCCUGUAGUCUCCAACCCUCGUCUUGUUUGUGGAAGAGAACGUUCUAGAAAGAAAAGAACCUAAAAACUGAGAAGCGAAAAACUUUAACUUUGUGAGAGAGAGAGCGAGAGAGGGAAAGGUAAACAAUCAUGGAGGAAAUGGCAGGGGAAGCAACAAUGGUAGAGCAGGUGGUACUUUCUCUGGAGCAAGCCACGCACAUGGCCAAACAGCUCCACACCACCACCGACCCGACUCACCUCCUCCAAAUCUACACUUCCCUCCACCAAGCUCACCACCAUCUCUCCGCCUUCCUCUCCAAAACCCAACUCCCUCUUCCGCCUCCUCUUCUUUUUCCUCCGCCUCCUGCCGCCGCCGCUAACUCCCUCUCCUCCGCAACCGGUGCCGCCACAGCUACCGUCGCCGAUGGCAACGAUACCCAACCGAUGCAGAUCAUGGAUGGUGAUGAUGAUGCAGUGGAAGAAGCUGGAGAGAAUUCGAAGGGCACGCUUGAUAAGGUCGAGGAGAAGAUGCGGGAUUUCUUUAUAAGGAAUAAGCGGCCGAAGCGAUCGUUAUCGCCUUCGGCGGUAGCUGAGGAUAGAAGGCUGUACGAUGAUGGGUAUGCAGUGGGAGUGAAGGGUUUUGAUCCUCACGCGACGAGGUUGAGGGCUUUGGACCUUGUCUACCAGUUUCAUGGCUAAGGGAGCAAAGGAGGUUGGAGAAACAGAGCAAAAACAGGGCAGGAAUAGAGGAAAUCUCCAUUGCCUAUGCUAUGAACAGACCUUAGAGAAGUGAUUUUUGGGCAGUGUGGAUUAACUUAUUAAAUGCAGCCUUUAUUUUUUAUGUGUGAUGGGGGCUGGUUUUACAUUUCAAUUGAUUUCUCAAAUGAAAUAGGGACGAGAAUGGGUUAUGGUAAUUAUUGGUCACUUUCGAUAGUACAACGUCAGGAACACGUUGAAUGAGCAGCAAGUUCUUGAACUCACUCUAGUAAACCCAACCCAAAAUGUUAAGGAUUUUUGCUUGUAAAUUGUUUGAUAUUCUUUUAAGAGUA
Messenger RNA from Juglans microcarpa x Juglans regia, 1076 nucleotides. RefSeq lists its product as uncharacterized. The coding region runs from base 178 to 726 and encodes 182 amino acids. Lineage: Eukaryota; Viridiplantae; Streptophyta; Magnoliopsida; Fagales; Juglandaceae. The transcript has a single exon. The record is from RefSeq and is a predicted model, not a curated record.